AUGCCUCUUGAUGGCAAGCGCAUCAUAUUGUGCCUAGACGGCACUUGGGUCAACAGUGAUAAGGGAUACAACCGACCGACCGCACAAGACCCGAACGAAACAUCAGCCAUCCCGACAAAUGUGACUCGUGUGUACCGUUCACUGCGGAAACGGGGGUUCGACGGGGAGAGCCAAGUCAUGUACUACCAUCCCGGCGUGGGAAGUACAGGCGGCGUCUCGGACUCGAUUAGUGGUGGGGUAUUUGGCACCGGAGUUGCCGAGAAUAUCAGGGAAGCAUAUAGUUUUGUCGCUACGAAUUAUGAGCCUGGCGAUGAGAUUAUCUUAUUGGGGUUUUCGCGUGGUGCGUUUACUGCGAGAGGUGUAGCUUCGCUCAUCGAUGCGGUGGGCCUGCUUAAUUCCGAUGGGAUGGAGAUGAUUUACCCUAUCUUCAAAGAUGCGGAGAAUAUGGAGAAUUCAGAUUACAAGGAUAAAUUCCCUACAAUCCCAUUUCCAAACAAGCCUCGUCGUCCCAACAGUGGGAAGGAGUAUAAGCGUCGCCUAGAAGAUGCUGGAUUGACAAGAGUCUAUAACCCUGAUGGACACCUAAUCAAGAUACGCUGCAUUGCGGUUUGGGAGACCGUAGGAAGUCUAGCCCUGGCUCUAGAUGAAGACCGCACUUCUUUUGCCCCGGCAGUCUGGGAACGACCAGACGGUGUCCAUACCGAUCUCCGCCAAGUAUGGUUCUGCGGCGCACACUCCAACGUCGGCGGCGGUCUCCCAGAUCAAGAACUCGCCAACAUCGCUCUAGCUUGGAUGAUGGAUCAACUGACAUCCAUCGGCGUAGCAUUCUACGACGACACAAUUGAUAAGAUUUUUGAGCGGAGCGUGCGCUAUUUCUUUGACCACCCGCACGGCUCUGACGUCGAUGGAUCUUCUAACUCUGAACAAUGGAGACAGUGGGCCGACAGGUCUGUUUACGAUGAACACAAGCCCGUUAGGCCCUGGGGUCUGGGUGAGAUUGUCCAGCCUGAUACAGGAUUUUAUCAUCUCGCUGGGAAGACGACUCGGACGCCUGGACAGUAUCGGCGGAUUGACCCUGAGACGGGGAAGAUGACUUCGAGGUUCUUGGUCAAUACAAACGAGAGGAUUCAUCGGAGUGUGCGGAUCAGGCUUGAUCUCGGUGGUUUGGGGUAUGAUGACGUUGGUUUGUAUAAAUGUAAGGCGUUAUUGAAGAAAGGGCCUUGGGAUCUUGAGAGGGUGAGGACCAUGGUUAGCCGGAAGGUUCAGGAUCCGGAUGGGGAUAUGGGGGAGCUUAUUGAGAAAUUCGAGGAUGAUCGGUGGGGGUGGAUAUAUGCUGGACCUGCAGAGGAUGCACCGUUGCAGACCAUCCUGAUGGAGGAGCCCUUAGGACCGUAUGAGAAACGAUUACUUCGUCUUAGUAAAGGUCGUCCAUUUUACAAGGCCCUUCUGGAAGAGAGCAGGAGUUUUUAA
Messenger RNA from Penicillium longicatenatum, 1470 nucleotides. Its product is annotated as T6SS phospholipase effector Tle1-like catalytic domain-containing protein. The coding region runs from base 1 to 1470 and encodes 489 amino acids. The transcript has 6 exons. The record is from RefSeq and is a predicted model, not a curated record. Lineage: Eukaryota; Fungi; Ascomycota; Eurotiomycetes; Eurotiales; Aspergillaceae.